CGCUCGCGAGUCGAACGGCGAGUCACGCGUAACCACCGUGGGCUGGUAGUGCGUUUGCGCGACCGAUCGCCGCGCGGCCUGUCGUGUGGUGGCUUUGCCGCCGAUGGUGGGGAUGAGAAACGUGCUCGUCACCCUCGAAGAGCGCCUCGAGAGACUCAGUAAGCGCCGCGAGUUCGCCGUGGCCGGAAGUCUAUCGUGGCGGUCUUGUUCGUGUUUCAUGGCUUUCGGUCUCUGACGCGCCACUUCUCGACUUUGUCGCUCCUACGAGUGCGUACGUCGAGCUUAGAAAUAUCGUUAUUUAUCAUUCGAAUACCUUCGAUACAUGUAACACGCUGGAAAUUGCCGACAGAUCGAACUGCGAUAUAUGAAAAUUUAGUGCAAGAGUCGAGUCACGUUUCGUGUAAGAAAGUUGAACGACGUCUGGUUCCUUGGUGAUACAAAAGGAUUUCGUUUCGGAUGGUGCGCAAAGGAAGAAACAGUCGUGACCAGACUGGUCGCUUUGUCUGUUAAGAUCCGUAGAAAUUCGACACACGGUAAAAGCAAUUACGUUAAGAGGUCCCUGAGUCGGGAGCAGUGUGUCUCGAGAGACUAUUCGGUCUCUCAUCCCUCGCUCCUUGCGGCAAGCUUGCAAAGGAUCGCGGGACAGUUUGUGGUUAGCUGACGUCAUCAAGAACAAACAAGCAGAUCGAAGAUCCGCAGGAAGAGAGAUAUUAUAUAUCUGUGUUGAGAGACAAAGAGCCGUCUAGGAGUCGCUGUCCCAACAGAGGGAAAAUCAGAAAAGGGGAUUUCAGUUGCUAGAAACAUACGGAGGAGACAGAAAAGGAGAGAGACUUCAUCCAGAGAAGUCCGAAUUCCUGUCGGAGCUCCGUUCUAUUCGAUGAAUGUUUAAAGUCUUUUUUCUAAUUGACUGUAAUUGUUCGUUUUGACUCUCCUCUCGACCAUCAAGUUGAAAUCAAUCCGAGUUGAUUGCUGAUAUUUUCCAUUUGGAUAGUAACGGCGUAAACAUCUAGAACUCCCACGGAGUUCUCGUGCAAGAUGAUAACAAGUGUCAGGAUCGCGAUGAACGUCCGUCUGUCCCUGGUCGACUGAUCGCCAGAGACAGUUCGAGAAAGAGGGAGACGAGGCUUUUUCCAUCAACUAGAUUGAAAAACGAUGUCCGACAGAAGCAAGUGAGGAUCCCUUUUUUGCGUGUCCCCCUUUUUUUCGGUAAUCUCUACUCGACGGAAGAAGAUGUGCCUGCGACACUUGCUGCUCUGCCUGUUGGGCGUCAUCGUCAUCGUCAACGAAUCCGAGGCCAGUUGGGACGAAUGGUGGACCUACGACGGAAUUUCAGGACCUUCGUUUUGGGGUUUGAUAAACCCCCAGUGGUAUUUGUGCAGCAAAGGAAGACGACAGAGUCCUAUCAACAUCGAGCCUGACAAGCUUCUCUUCGACCGCCACUUGAGACCAGUGUCGGUCGACAAACACAAGGUUUCCGGACAUUUAUACAACACCGGUCAGUUCCUGGUAUUCAGAGCGGAUCGGGAAGCGAAGGUGCGAGUCAAUAUAACAGGUGGCCCACUCGCCUAUCAUUAUCAAUUCGAGGAGAUCUACAUACACUAUGGAAUGGAUAACGAUUACGGAUCGGAGCAUCGCAUUAACAACUACGCUUUUCCUGCAGAGAUACAAGUGUACGGGUUCAACGCGGAACUGUAUCACAAUAUGAGCGAGGCGCAACACAAAAGUCAAGGCCUGGUCGCGAUCUCGUUGAUGGUACAGAUCGGCGAGACGCUGCACCCAGAGCUUCAAAUCAUAACGAGCGUGUUCAACAAAGUUAAAUACCGCGGCGAUUUUGCGCCUGUACGUCAUCUGUCUUUGAAGAGCCUCCUUCCAAACACGAACGAUUACAUGACUUACGAGGGCAGCACGACUCACCCAGGCUGUUGGGAAACAGCAGUAUGGCUGAUCCUCAACAAACCUAUUUACGUAACAGCGCGAGAGCUUUACGCACUAAGGCAACUAAUGCAAGGUCCGUCGACCACCCCGAAAGCACCCCUGGGAAACAAUUCGAGGCCGCUGCAGGAUCUUCAUUACAGGACUAUACGGACAAACAUCGAUUUUCACAAGCGACCGGAUGCGAAGUGUCCAUCGAUGGCUCAGGACAUGCACUAUAGAGAUGACUUUUUCUUUCCAGCGAACACGUGGCAGGACGAUGGCUCCCUCUCGCACAACGGCGUCGUCUGAAUCGUGGCCGUCAUACAAACCAGAGACGUUUUCGGCUUUCAAUGCGACAGGUUCACGCGAACAUUUCGUAAUAGGCAUGCAAAAAGAAAAAGACCACUGUGUACAGGCUUGACAAGGUCACGGUUCAGGGAACUCGAUUCGUCCAAAUGGCAGACAAAACUCUGCAGAUCUUUCUCAUUUUCGUUACGAAACGAACAAAUGAAAUAAGACCAUCGAGAAACUUCCAUUUCAUUGCAUUUAUUAUAAUUUGAAAUUCGACCAUUUCUUAAUUCCAUUCCUGUGUUACUGAAAGAAAUUUGAAAUAUACAGAUCUAUUCGAUUUGAACGAAGAUCUUCUUUGGAAAUCUAUUUAACGAACCGAUAAAAGAUUUCUUUCCGGAAGCUUCAAAGCGAUUCAAUUCAAUCGAUAGACAUGACAUUGAAAAAUGUCGAAAGUCAAAUUUCGAGAAGAAGAUUGCAGAAGAGUUACUCGGUUGUUCUAACUUGUACGUUAGAAUGACAUGUUGACAUCUUAACUGAAUAGAUAUUCUAAUUAAAAAUAUUGCUGCAGGAACUAACGAACUACGUGAAUUUCGAUUAAUUUCAUUGAAAAUUGAUUCGUCCAAUGAUAGUACACGUUCGGUGGGAUCUCUCCCUAAGAAAAACGAAAUCGCAAACCAGUUUGAUACUUGGAAGCUAAAUUUACGCGCUGAUAAUCGCCAACAGAUGCGAUAAUUAAAACGAAGAAACGAUCGAUAAAGAUUUACUGUAUUUCGGCGUGGCACCGAUUUUCGUCGAUUCCGAGCAGCUGCAUCCACAAUUCGAAGGUGUGGAAGAAGAUUCACGAGCUAUCAGGGACGGGCACGGGUUCCUCGAGUUAUCGCGGCCGAACCGAUUUUGACGGGGAUGAUAAGUGUGUUGGAGCGCGGCUGGAAUUUGUAUUUGUCGCCUGAACACCUUCCGGAAAUCGUUCCUGUCGUUCGUUGGCGAAAAAGGGGAGGCAAGCGCUCGAAAUCGAGGCGAACGUACUAAGAGAUGGGAAUAUUUCGUGGAACGUUCGCCUGAACCAGUGUCCAAUGCCCUAAUUGAUCGUGUUUCUCGUGAAUUUCGAAAAUAGCGAGUUAAUUAGGAAAUAUCUCUCUGUUCAUGAUUGUGAAUCGAUAAUUGACGAUUUAAUAAUUCACGACGAAGAUGUAUGAUUUGAGGUGAAAUUGCAAAUUAUUUACGAUUUUGGGAAUUCAGGAUGAAUUAUUAAAAAUAAGGGAAAUUUGGAGAAGUUUGUACGUGUAGAAGAAUGAUAGCAGGUUUGUAUGUAAACGCGAUCGCUUUGUAAUAAUUCGUUGUGGAAGUUGACGCGGAAUUUGUCAGGUGUGUAAAUUGAUUCGGUGCAUUUUUUAAAAUCGUCGAAAUAGUUGUUGCGUAAGUAUUGUGCAAGAGAGCCUAAGUCGUGCGUUCUCGUGAAACGAAACUGCUUUAAGUAAUAUUUCUCCCGAUACACUGUCCAUUACCAUUUUAUAUCUUUCCAGGUGUUUCGUUGAAGCGGAAAAAAAAAAGAAAAA
This is a messenger RNA of Bombus pascuorum, 3761 nucleotides long. It is a transcript of the gene CARPA, whose product is annotated as carbonic anhydrase-related protein 10. NCBI's taxonomy places the organism in Eukaryota, Metazoa, Arthropoda, Insecta, Hymenoptera, Apidae. Bases 1231 to 2223 code for a protein of 330 amino acids. Gene Ontology annotation, molecular function: carbonate dehydratase activity; zinc ion binding. The record is from RefSeq and is a predicted model, not a curated record. The transcript has 10 exons.